This is a messenger RNA of Dioszegia hungarica, 462 nucleotides long. Its product is annotated as cytoplasm protein. The transcript has 5 exons. Gene Ontology annotation, cellular component: cytoplasm. The coding region runs from base 1 to 462 and encodes 153 amino acids. Lineage: Eukaryota; Fungi; Basidiomycota; Tremellomycetes; Tremellales; Bulleribasidiaceae. The record is from RefSeq and is a predicted model, not a curated record.
AUGUCGUUCGACGCCAAAACGACGGGGAAUGCGCCGGAGAUUGAGAUGCAGUUCGCGGUGAAGACAGUGGAGCACCUGGAGGCAUAUGAGAAGCUGCUCGGUGCCAUCCCACCAAGUAGAAUGAAGCUCACGCCUAUGGACGACGAAAUCCACUCCCGUUUCCUUGAAAUCUUCCCAGAGUACAAGUUUGACGAGGCGCUCAGAAUACUAGACGAGGACAAGAUGAAGACCGCGGCUGGGAAGGAGAGAUGGCGGAGCUUUAUCAUGCCAUAUGAGGGACGGUUGACGGACUACAACUUUGGGACGCUCGUACGCCGGAAUGCGGAUGAGCCGUACGGGGAGGACAACUGUAUCUUGGUUACUCGAGUGCAGUUCUUCGGCAUCGAGAUUGCGCGGAACCGAGCGGGUCUCAAUGACAAGGUGUAUAAUGCGGCGCAGGCAGCCAAGGCCAAGAGCUCAUGA